This is a messenger RNA of Mollisia scopiformis, 1393 nucleotides long. RefSeq lists its product as uncharacterized. The record is from RefSeq and is a predicted model, not a curated record. NCBI's taxonomy places the organism in Eukaryota, Fungi, Ascomycota, Leotiomycetes, Helotiales, Mollisiaceae. The transcript is spliced from 4 exons. Bases 1 to 996 code for a protein of 331 amino acids.
AUGGAGAAAGUAGAGACUCUUGCAGUUAUCGACAUUGAGAACAGAGCGGCAUUCAAGGGCGACGAUUCGGAAGGCAAAGUCGUUUGGAACUUUAAGACUAUGGCCGCUGCAACCUUCUUGUGCACGCUCUAUACAGGCGCUCAGAUUAUUCUCUACUUCGUUGGUGGCUCGUUGUCGUUCAUUUCCCAAGAUCUCGGCGCCACGAGUACAGCUGUAUGGCUGCCAGUAGCCUACACUUUGGUCUUUGCUGCCACUGCUCCCGGUCCGGGUCGGAAUCGCAUUCGUGGCUCGGACCCUGACCUUGAAUUGGAGUUGCCAGCACGCUGUCUCGAAUCUGGAAUGCACUUUCCUUCUCAGCCAUUGGCUUCGCGCACUGGCUACCAACAUCGAGGUAAGCCGCGUGCGUCGAGCAGCGGCAUCGAUUGUUCGUUUGUGGGCAGAGACCUUCAAGGGUUUUCACGUUUUCGAGGUGGUAUAUGUAAUUGGCGAGAGCUUGUCUAUCGCUGCGGAAGCUCUCGAGCAUGCGUGUAUAUCUGCUUCUCUACGCGAACACGUGAGACAAUCGAUAACUGGCUGUCGCGGAGUUAUUCGAUCCAGCAUUAUAAUUCAGAAUUCGAUUCAACAGUCUGGGAGAGGGAGGAUGGAAAGGAUGGUGGAGGAUUCGGGCGGUGUCAGUCGCUUCGUGAACGUAUAUUGAAGACCAAGGCUCUGGAACUGGAGGAGAUGAAGCGUGUUGGAGAGAUAGCUGACCGCAACCGUUUCGCAACACUGAGCCAAAGAUCUAGUGAAGCGAGGAAUUGGCAGGAGAGCGACGAGUGUGAUACAGAUAACGUGAUUGAAGUGAUGGCAGAGACGUCAGACGCCCCACGACGACCAGAUCGCACGCGACUCCGACCCGGGGUACCAACUCGCGCAGCGGCUGGAGGUAAUACAAGGACGAGAAAAGGGGAAAGCGACGCAUUGUCCAUUAUUUUCUCGAUGAUUGAGGAGAGUUGAGCAGCAACGUGGAACCCAAGGCAGAACUAGCAGAGAUCAAAUCAAAGCCCAACUUGCAGAAACCAGAGCACAACUAGCAGAGAUGGUAUCGAGCGCAAGCGCCGUGUCAAAUUCAGGGGCAUCAAUCCCGGCAGCAGCCCUACGCCUCAGUCUUCGCAAGAUCAAUCAAUCCAUCGUCCUCAGCCAGCCAACUUGCUAGUAGUAUGGCAUCCCAUAACUAACACACUACUGCACGAUUGAUAUAUCAGGAGUGGGGGAGGAAGAGAGGAGCAAGGCACAACCCACACGACCGAUCACAGAUCCGAUCACAGAGCAAUUCAGGCAACUUUUGAUAUUGCGACCCUAGAGGGAGUUGAUAAAGCAAGGUCACUUUUCAAAAAAUGAACUGUGGAGCGAU